AUGGGUGGCCAGGCAGACAAUACCAUUGACGAUGAAACCGGAUCUACCGUCAGUUUCGAGGAAGUUGACUACAGGCGCACCACCAAGAAAAGCCAGGCUCUGGUAGCCAGGGGAAGCCUGGAAGAGGAGACACCAUCGGACAUCCUAUACGUUCUGCAAUACUUGGGCAUCGGUGGCAAAGUCAUCGACAGCCGGGAGAGCAGCAAUCCAUUCAAGGAGAUCCCCGACUACGGGAAGAAGGACGGCGAGACCACUCAGCGGACUGUCAAUUCCGUGCUCGAGAUCGUGACAAAGGUCAACACUAAUGCCAAGAUCAGACGUGUGCGUCGUCGUAGCUCUCCGCACAUUACCUAUCCCGACGAUGAUUACACGUCGGCAUCUUCAGACAGCGAGGAUGAUGAGCGCGCGAAGGCCGGGAAGAUCGAGCGCACGCAGAUGAUCAUCCACUCGCCGCACCUCAUUAACGCAUUGAGGGCGGUUGUAGCAUAUUAUCCACACGUCAAUCUUCUAGGAGACACGGUGACCAUUGAUGCUCCCUACCGCGUCAUCGUACACCACAUCAACGCCCUCAGGCAGUACAGAUUCCACCAGCCUGCUGGCCACUCCACGGAGUACGCUCGUCUGACGGCGAACCACAUUGAUGUUCUUCUGAAUUUCAUCGACCAGGCUGUCGGGGAGUCUAUCCGCGCUGAAGAGGAACGUCACCGUCGCAAUGUCCCAGUUGCGACCUUCCAGAACUAUUGGAUGGCCCUCAAGCCAGGCGAGGUCAUCUACGUUAACCAUGAUGAUCUCUGGGAGCCCCACGUCAUUAGUAGCACUUAUCAGGACGUCUCUCCGACCGGACGCAACAAUCGCCACUUGCAGGUUGUUGCCUGGGUUCUCGAGAUGGGCCACAACCGGAUGAAUCGAAAGAUGUCCCAGUUCACCAUCCCUUCGUGGACCGGCGAGCAGAUCAUCCCUUCGCUGAAGAUUAUUCCGGCUUUCUUCUUCCAGAAUGACCCGCAAGCAAUGCUCCAGAAGCAGUUGAGGCUUGGCAAGCUAUACUGGGAGCUUCUCCAACGCCCAACCUAUAUGGAGUAUGACGGAAUGCUUGUGCAGGCUCAACCUGGGUCUCACUCGGGCCCAAUCUUCAGCCGUGGUCCAUCGGGUUAUAUGACGGGCCGAGUGAUUUGCGACGCCGAGGGCUUUGGUCGUUUCAACUUCCGCGCACCAGAGAACCGGAACGGCCCCCCAGGUCCGCCACGUCAAGUGGUACCUCCAGGCAUGAUGCCUGGCCAACACCAUGGACCACCGCCUGCCCAAGACCAUCUCCCACACUUUCUUCCUCGUUGCGGCUGCCAGGAAUGCGCCAAGGAAACCGAUCGCACCGACUUGUCACCCUUCGCAGGCUUCGACGACAUCAACCCUCUGACGUCGCCGGCCCCUACCUCUGACAUCUUCUACAUUGCCUGCACCAACAUCAUCCCAGCCUUCCUUCUCGGCGACCGCCGUUGGGGCCACUUGAACCUCGACCACGUGAAGCCCGUCAUCACGGACCGUGAAGCCUUCAAGUACCUCGUCCUAGACGACGAGAUCAAGAUGACAGUCAAAGCUCUCAUCGGCAAGUUCGCGGCAGCCGAAUCCGGCAAAGUCUCACCCUGGGCCAACGACUUCAUCAAGAACAAGGGCGAAGGCCGCAUCUUCCUCCUCCACGGCGCCCCGGGUGUCGGCAAGACCUGCACCGCCGAGUGCGUCGCAGAGCUGACCAACCGGCCCCUCAUCUCCCUCACCUCGGGCGACCUCAGCGUCAACUCGCACAGCGUGGAACACAACCUCUCCUACUUCCUCGAGCUGGGACAGCGCUUCGGCGCCCUCGUCCUCCUCGACGAGGCGGAUGUCUACCUCGAGCGCCGCCGCGCAAAGGACAUUGCCCGCAACGGUCUCGUCUCCGUAUUCCUCCGCGCGCUCGAGUACUAUCGCGGCGUGCUCUUCUUGACCACCAACCGCGUCCAGGCGUUCGACGCGGCCUUUACCUCCCGCAUCCACGUGGCGCUGCACUACAAGAAUCUGACGGACGUUGACCGCGAGCGCAUCUGGGCCAACAACUUUGAGCGCCUUGACAGGGACUCGCAUGGUCGCGUGCGGGUUGCGGUCGCUACGCGUGAGUACGCCUACGAUUCGCGCGACGUGCGCGCUCUGCGGUGGAACGGGCGUGAGAUCCGCAAUGCUCUUCAGACGGCGCUGGCGCUCGCCGAGAGCGAUGCUGCGGAGGAAGGUACCGAACGAUUCACUGUUACGGAUAAGCACCUGCGGGCUGUGGUCAAGAUGAGCCGCGGCUUCAGGGACUACCUUCGUAGUGGGAGUGUCUAUGACGGAGAGAGCGAGAUCUGCGAGAGCGAGGGAGAAGAGGGGGAUAUCUACUCUGACUGA
Molecule: messenger RNA, 2409 nt
Organism: Colletotrichum phormii
Lineage: Eukaryota; Fungi; Ascomycota; Sordariomycetes; Glomerellales; Glomerellaceae
Product: ATPase
Exons: 4
Coding region: 1-2409 (802 amino acids)
Molecular function (GO): ATP hydrolysis activity; ATP binding
Source: RefSeq, a predicted model, not a curated record